AUGAGUCGAAAACGAUCAGCUAACACAAGCCAAAAUCCACCUAAAAAACGACAAAAGGUUACCCAAUCAGGACCAUCCACAUCGACGGGGGUCACUGCUAAACAGAAGAAAGCUUCAAAUCCCCAAAAGAAGACAGCGAAGAAAAAGGCACCCCAAACAGCAAAAGCCAAAAAUCCUAACACAAGCCAAAAUCCACCUGAAAAACGACAAAAGGUUACACAAUCAGGACCAUCCACAUCGACGGGGGUCACUGCUAAACAGAGGAAAGCUCCAAAUCCCCAAAAGAAGACACCGAAGAAAAAGGCACCCCAAACAGCAAAAGCCAAAAAACCUAAAGCGCCCAAGGCCCCAAAGGAAGCCCCCCAAAAGAAAAAGGGGCCCCGAAGUACAAAAACCCAAAAGAAAACAACAGCAAAGAGUCAGACCCCUAAAUCUCAAAAGAAGGCAAAGACGAGCAAAGCUAAAACUGCUGGAAAAGGUCGAUCUAAGAAAAAUUCAAAGAAAUAA
Messenger RNA from Lytechinus pictus (painted urchin), 507 nucleotides. RefSeq names its product proteoglycan 4-like. The coding region runs from base 1 to 507 and encodes 168 amino acids. The record is from RefSeq and is a predicted model, not a curated record. NCBI's taxonomy places the organism in Eukaryota, Metazoa, Echinodermata, Echinoidea, Temnopleuroida, Toxopneustidae. The transcript has a single exon.